UCCAUCUUCUUGUCAAUUCCCACUCUCCCACUCCCGUCCCCUCCUCUCCUCUAUGCCCCCAGAACGAGUCAAACCAGCUCAGCCCACAGCUCACACAGGCCGCGAACCCCGCUCGCGUCUCGACCGCCCUUGCGACGCCUGCCGCCGGCACAAACAUAUGUGCAUGAUCCCCGUGCGCGGCGAGCCGUGCGUGAGCUGUCGCGUCCGCGACAAAGAGUGCACGUUCCUCAUAGGCCCGACGGCUCGGAAGCGCAAGCGGCCCGACGCGGGCCCGAGUAGUCAGCCCGAGAGGAGCAGGGAGCCGUCGUCGUCCGUCGGUCUCGACUGGGACGCCGCGCCCAGCCCCCGCGUUCCGCUCCAACCUCGCACCGACGACGGCGUGCCGCUUGACGACGAAGCCGAGGACGAAGAGACGCACUUUGUCGGGCUCGGCUUCUUCGGCCUGCUCCCGCGCGACGCCGGCGCCGCGACGUUCAGCCGACACGCAACCCUCGCGUUCCGGCAAGUCUCAAGCGAUCCCCGCCGCCCCGCAUACUUUAUCAAGCACCCAUCGCUCCUCUACGGACGUGGACCGAGCAGUGCGUCGGCCGCGCUCGACGAAGUACGCCGCCUCUGCGCCCCGGUUGCGCCCGACAUCCCCGCCCGCGCAUUGCAUCUAUUCACCACGAUCACCCUCCCCGCCCUCCCGUUUGUGCAUCCCCGGCGCCUCGCGCAGAGCAACCCACCCGCCCUCGUCGCAGGCAUCGUGGCUCAUUGUACGAGCUACAUCCCCGAGAUUAGGCACUUGCAUCGCGCGUUGUGGCAGCAAGCCCUGCUCGCCCUCGAGGACGAGUACCGCCAGCCACGGCUGCGCACGCUCCAGCUUGCCCUGCUGAUACUCACCUCACGGCCGAGCGAGAACGUGGGCCAGCGCGAAAUUGGCCUUGCGCGCGCGGCGGGGUGCGCGCACCUCCUCGGCCUACACAUGGACUCGAGCGUAUGGGCACUUCCCGCGUGGGAAGUCAGUGUGCGCACACAGAUAUGGUGGACGCUUUUCAUACAUGACAAGUGGCCUGCGUUGCUGUACGGCCGUCCAUCAAAUUUGCACCACAGUAACUACAAUGUGCCUCUGCCGUCUGUCGGUGAGGACGCCUCGUCCGCCUCUUUCCUCGCAACAUGUCGUUUGACACUCAUCGCCGACAAGCUCCUCGAGCGUUUCUUCAGUGUACACGCCAUCACUGCACCUCAAGGCGAACUCACGCGCCUCGCGGCGCUCGAGGGCAUUCUCGCCGACCUCGAGGCGUUUGAGGACGGACUCCCAGACCCACUACGCUCCACGACUGGGUUGGCGCCAACUGGCGUCCGCUCGUUCCAGCUCUCCCUCUGCGGGCUAUACGUUAUCACACACCGGACGAUCAUCGAAGCGCUCCCUUCUGGGGGAGUACACAUCUCGCUCGCGCACUCUCGCGCCCUAGACGCAUGCGAGCGUCUUUCCGCCCUCGUGCUCAGCCUCACAGACGCCGACCGCGCGGCAUUCUGGAUGCCCUACUCAUCACACCACAUCUCGAACGCCGCGAGCCUGCUUCUGCGCUUGGCGCUCGCGCACACCGACGGCGCGCUGGCAUGCACCGCGUCGCUCGUGCACGGUCUGGUGGACAUGUACUCGACGACACGCUGGGAUAUCGCCGAGGCCGCACUGCGCCGCAUCGCCGUCGUGCUCGCUGUCGGGAGCCGCGAGCUGCCGCUCGCAGAGACGUACCGCACCGUCGCGGACACUCUCGGCAUGAGUGCCGCGCCGGAGGGCGAGGCGACGGACCAGCUCCUCGAGUCGCUGGGCGUCGGCCAGGCGGACUGGCUAGACGCCGACCUCUCGUGGCUUGACUCGGCGAUGCUGUUCGGCGCGCUGGAUUCGGCGGGGUUGAGUGAGGUGGUAUAG
Cutaneotrichosporon oleaginosum is the source of this 1915-nucleotide messenger RNA. Lineage: Eukaryota; Fungi; Basidiomycota; Tremellomycetes; Trichosporonales; Trichosporonaceae. The record is from RefSeq and is a predicted model, not a curated record.